AUGGCGCAAAAUUUGAUGUUACUUGCUUUGGAGGAGGACGAUGACCUUCUUUUGUUUGCGACAUAUGAGGUCCACUUCAUGGAACUAUUAGCAUUUAUCCCUCAGUGUAAAGUACAUCAAUCCUCUCAGUGUCAGGAGGACACAGAAUACUACUGUAAUACGUGUAAAAGUGAUCUGUGUCUUCUGUGUAAAGAGAGACAUGUUGUUGAUCUAGAUACCAUAUACCACGAUGUUGUGAUUUACCAUACAAACGAUACAAAGCAACAACAAAGGUCAGGGACUGACAAGACGCCUAUGUACAUAACGGAGAAUCGCAAUGGAGAUGUUAUUGUGUCUGACUUUUGGCGCUAUGCUGUUGUGGUGACAGAUUGUGAAGGGCGAUACCGCUUCUCCUACAGAGGAGAUACAUCAGAAUCACGACUAAAUCCACGUGGAAUCUGUACUGACGCGCUGUCACACAUCCUGGUGUGUGAUGAAGACACACACUCGGUACAUAUGAUUGACAAAGAUGGAUAUUUCCUUUUAAGGAUACUUACUCAAAAACAAGGGAUAUACAAACCAGCAGGCCUGUGUUAUGAUGAAAAAGCCCACCUUCUCUUGGUAGGAUCACAUGGAAAAACUGCGUAUAUGUAUACAGAUACAUAA
Messenger RNA from Saccostrea cuccullata (small rock oyster), 645 nucleotides. Its product is annotated as protein wech-like. The transcript has 3 exons. Lineage: Eukaryota; Metazoa; Mollusca; Bivalvia; Ostreida; Ostreidae. Bases 1 to 645 code for a protein of 214 amino acids. Gene Ontology annotation, molecular function: ubiquitin protein ligase activity; translation repressor activity; zinc ion binding. The record is from RefSeq and is a predicted model, not a curated record. Gene Ontology annotation, biological process: negative regulation of translation; proteasome-mediated ubiquitin-dependent protein catabolic process; protein polyubiquitination.